Molecule: messenger RNA, 982 nt
Organism: Lycium barbarum (goji berry)
Lineage: Eukaryota; Viridiplantae; Streptophyta; Magnoliopsida; Solanales; Solanaceae
Exons: 2
Coding region: 284-814 (176 amino acids)
Source: RefSeq, a predicted model, not a curated record
UGUCACUUUUAGAGUUUGGCUUCUCCCAUUAGUUUCCUUCAUUUCAAAAGACCCUUUUAAGUAUAUGUGCACAUCUUUCAAUCCUCGAAUCAAAUAUUCUCCAUGCAUGUAUACAAAAGGGUCUUUCUGAAUGUUAUUAGCCAUCGUCAUAGUUUGUAUAUAAGAGUUUGUUUUCCCUAAUUAAUUGAACUGUCUCUUCAAGUGAGAAACUAACAUUCAAAUCAACCUUGUAAUUAAUCCAAUCAAUUUUGAAUUAACCAGAAGGUUUGGAAAUAAUUAGAAUAUGGAGCACUUGGAGAAGGCAAAAAUCAUUCGUCUCAAAACGCAUAAUGGCAAAUACCUAACAGCAAGCAAAGAUGAGAAAUCUGUACGCCAAAGUAGUGAUGGCUCAACAGUAAAUGCUCUUUGGUCCGUGGAAUUUUUAGAUGGCCAACAUUAUCUACGCCUUAAAAGUUGUUAUGGCAAGUACUUGACAGCUUCAAAUGUUCCAUUAAUUCCUAAGAUUAGUGGAUCAAGAAAAAUCAUGCAGACUCUACCUAAAAAGCUGAGUUCCGCAAUAGAAUGGGAGGCUGAACAAGAUGGAUCGUUAUACCAAAUUCGUCUAAAGACGCGAUACGGCCAUUUCUUGAGACCCUUUGGAGGGAUACCCCCAUGGAGGAACAUUGUCACCCAUGAUGUUCCUCACAGGAAAAAAUCUACCUUAUGGGAAAUCGAAAUUAUGGAGAGUCAGUUGGUUCACCAAAAGAUUCAACCUGCUACAAGCUUCGCCCAAUUUACCAAAGCAUUCUCUUGUUCUUUUGCUGAGCCCAUAUAAAUGAAUGAAUUAUAUAUCAUUCAAAUUUUAUGGGAGCUUUUCAUUUCAUUGACCCAAGAAUUAUGGUUUUCUGCUAUCAGGAUGUCUGUCUAUAAUUCUUUUGCUAUAUAUAUAUUCUGAUUUGGUUAAUGUGUGAUGAUUUAUUAAAAAAAAAAAUAUAUAUAUAUA